UAAGACUGCAGUAAAGUAGCGCUGUUCAGUCAGUGAGUGUUGAGCUCAGGCUGAAUCAUGUCUGCAGUCAGGACUGUGCUGAUGCUCUGGAUCUGUGUAGGUUCAUGGGUCAGUACUCAUGGAGCUCUGGUUAUCUCCAGGGACACAGAGGUGCCGAUGACGACUGGCACUACCAAACAUAUUGAGAAACGGAGUAUAAAUGAUCCAGAGGUUGAGAUUCAGAGUGUGAAGUUGGACUGCAAGGUGGCGUCUCGAUUUGCUCAUACAGUCAUGACCACCAAAGCUCUGAAUAAAGGCAGCUCCUCUAAGGAAAUAUUCUUCGAGGUGGAUCUCCCAAAGACUGCUUUCAUCACCAACUUCAGCAUGGAAAUUGAGGGGAAGACCUAUGUGGGUGCAGUGAAGGAGAAGGAGAAGGCCAAGAAGGAGUAUGAAAAGGCAGUGUCAUCAGGACAGACCGCUGGACUGGUCAAGGCAUCAGGCAGAAAGAUGGAGAAAUUCUCAGUUUCAGUGAACAUUGCAGCCCUUAGUCCGGUUAUAUUCACCCUGACGUAUGAGGAAUUGCUGAAGCGUCGCCUGGGGAACUACGAGAUAAUGACCCGUGUCAAACCAAAACAACUAGUCCAGCAUUUUGAGAUUGUAGCAGAUAUCUACGAGCCUCAAGGAAUUGCCUACCUGGAUGCCUACGGAACAUUUCUCACCAAUGAACUACUGCCCCUGGUGGAGAAAACUGUCACUGACAAAAAGGCUCAUGUGUCCUUCAGUCCAACGCUGGACCAGCAGAGGACAUGCCCUGCCUGUGAUGGCACUCUGAUCGAUGGGGACUUCUUCAUAAAGUAUGAUGUGAACCGUGCUGAAAGCAUUGGGGACAUUCAGAUAGUUAAUGGCUACUUUGUCCAUCAUUUUGCACCUGCGGACUUAGCACGCGUUCCCAAGAAUGUUGUGUUUGUGAUUGACAUCAGCACCUCAAUGGCGGGCCGGAAAAUCAUACAGACACGAGACGCAUUGCAGACAAUCCUGAGCGAUCUGCAUGAGGAUGACUACUUUGCGCUGGUCCUGUUUGACAGCAUUGUUGAGACCUGGAGGCCAUCUAUGACCAGGGCCACAGAAGAAAAUGUGAUGGCAGCAAAAGAAUUUGUAAAAAGAAUCCAUCAAAGAGGAUGGACCAACGUAAAUGACGCCCUCCUCACAGCAGUGAAGAUGAUUGAGAGUGACACGAAAAAUAAGCUACUGCCAGAAAAGAGUGUGACUAUGAUCAUACUAUUGACAGAUGGGAAUCCCACCAAAGGAGAGACCAAUCGAAUGACAAUCCAACAGAACGUCCGAGAUGCCAUCGAUGGAAGUUUCUCUCUCUUUUCCCUGGGCUUCGGUUACGACUUGGACUACGGCUUUUUGGACACGAUGGCAAAGCAGAACAACGGAGUGGCCCGCAGGAUCUAUGAGGCAUCAGAUGCUCCUGUGCAGCUGCAGGGAUUUUAUGAUGAGGUGGCCAGUCCUCUUCUGUCGGAUGUGCGCUUCAAAUAUCCAGAAAAAGCAGUGAACUCUUUGACAAACAACCACUUUAAGCAGCUCUUCAAUGGCUCUGAGAUUGUGGUGGCAGGCCAACUGACUGAAUAUGACGUGGACAACUUCCUCAUAGAAGUGUCAGGACAAGGGGUGGAUGACUACAUGCUACAGGGCAAAGCAACUGCCCUGGAGUGGGAUGACACAUUCCCAGAGCAGGAGUAUAUCUUUGGGGACUUCACAGAGCGUCUGUGGGCCUACCUCACUAUUGAGCAACUCAUGGAAAAGAAAGAAAAAGGUUCACCAGAAGAAAGGGCCAAUGCUACUGCAGAGGCUCUGGACCUUUCCCUCAAGUACAACUUUGUCACUCCCCUCACAUCCAUGGUGGUCACAAAGCCAGAGGAUAAGGAAAAUCCAUAUGAUGUAAUGAUCGCAGACAAACUCACCGAAGAACAGAGAGGAAGGCCUCAAGAUCAAGAUACUAGGCGGUACCAUUACACUGCUGCUCCAACUUAUUUUGUGGAUGGAGACCCUCAUUUCAUCAUUGAGGUGCCAGAGAUGAAUGAUGUGCUGUGUUUUAAUAUUGAUGAGAGGGUUGGAACCAUUUUCAACCUAGUAAGCGAUCCUGUGCUGGGCAUUGUGGUGAAUGGGCAAACCAUUGGGGAUAAGAAAGUUGACCCUGGGAGCAAAGUGAACACAUACUUUGGCCGUUUUGGGAUUGUUCACCAGGCGUUGGGCAUAAAACUGGUGGUGAGCACAGAUGGGAUCACGGCGUUCUUGAACAAGAAAACAAUGAAGUUCCUCUGGUCUGAACCAGCUGUAGCUAAAAAUGAAAUCAUGGACCUGCAGGUCGUAAAAGAUCGUAGUCUGACGGUGACUCUGAAAGACUCUGUGAAGUUUGUCAUCAUUCUGCACAAGGUGUGGCAUAAGCACCCGUACCACCAGGACUACUUGGGCUUCUACACCAUAGACAGCCACCUGCUCUCCCCCAGGGUCCACGGACUGCUGGGCCAGUUUUAUCACGGUAUACAGUUUGAAGUGAGCAACCUCCGCCCAGGAGAAGACCCUGAAAAACCCGAUGCCACAAUGGAUAUUAAAGGACACAGGCUGACUGUGACUAGGGGCUGGCAGAGAGACUUCCGUAGAGAUGUGAAGAACGGAGAGAAAGAGUCCUGCUGGUUUGUACACAACAAUGGAACUGGACUCAUCGACGGGAGCCAUGAAGACUAUGUGGUGUCCAGCCUCUUCUAGUUGCUGACGUUACAUAGAUUGUGAUGGAGGAAUACCUGUUUUGUUUGCAUGUUCAUACAAUUCUGUUUUCCAAAAAAAGUUGGGACGCAGUGUAAUGUAAAUAAAAGCAGAAUGUGAUUAUCUGUAAA
Messenger RNA from Sardina pilchardus (European sardine), 2879 nucleotides. RefSeq names its product inter-alpha-trypsin inhibitor heavy chain H3-like. Gene Ontology annotation, molecular function: serine-type endopeptidase inhibitor activity. Bases 58 to 2751 code for a protein of 897 amino acids. The record is from RefSeq and is a predicted model, not a curated record. Gene Ontology annotation, biological process: hyaluronan metabolic process. Lineage: Eukaryota; Metazoa; Chordata; Actinopteri; Clupeiformes; Clupeidae. The transcript has 22 exons.